Penicillium canariense is the source of this 936-nucleotide messenger RNA. RefSeq lists its product as uncharacterized. Gene Ontology annotation, molecular function: O-methyltransferase activity. The transcript has 3 exons. The coding region runs from base 1 to 936 and encodes 311 amino acids. The record is from RefSeq and is a predicted model, not a curated record. NCBI's taxonomy places the organism in Eukaryota, Fungi, Ascomycota, Eurotiomycetes, Eurotiales, Aspergillaceae.
AUGACCACCCUGGAUGCCAAGCUGAUCCAGAACCUCGACGCCACAACCGCCGCGGUUUCGGCGCUGGACGAGCAGGACCGCCAGCUGCAGCAUGUGAUCGGCUCCAGCGAAAGCUGGAAACGCCCUUCGACACCACGGCUCGCCUCGUGUUCUCGGUAUGCCGUGGAGCGCACCGGCAUUCCCUGGUGGAGAAUUACAAACAUAUUGAUUGAGUCCGUUAGAGCCACCAAGCCAUGGCGAUCCCGAUUGGCGGUUGAUCUGAAGCGGUUUGACGCUAUUGCCGCCACGGCCGGCCAAUCUGCGGAUGGAUCAUUCCAGGUGCAGGAUUUCAGAGAGAUUGGUGCGGACCCGUUGCUUUUGUUCACGAGCGUUCCCGGACUAGAGCGCAUCGUCGGCUUCCUGGCUGCCAUGUCGGUGGUCGAGGAAGUAGAUCGCGAUAUAUACACUUCGACUCCACUGGCCGCGUCCUAUGUCUCCAGCUCUCCCCUCUCCGCAGCCGUCAUUCAUAGUUCGCCUUCCCCUCCCCCACUACUUCGACUUCCUCCGCACCCACCCCUAUUACGGCCAAGCCUUCAGCACCGUCAUGGCGAUGCCCUUCCGCCGGCGUGGCCAGGAUUGGUUCGCGUUCUUCCGGUCACAGCGCGGCUGCGGGUAUCCCAUGAGACGGACCCGCUCCUCGUGGAUAUCGGCGGGGGCCAAGGCGAAGAUCUCAAGAGGCUCCGGCACCAGUUCCCCGAUUUGCGUGGCAGACUGAUCCUGCAGGACCUCCCCACCGUCAUCGCCGGCGCCACGGAUCUGCCAGCCGACAUCGAGGCCCAAAGUCACGAUUUCUUCCAGCCGCAGCCCGUGAAGAACGCCAAGGGGUACUUCAUGCGGAGGAUCCUGCACGACUGGCCCGACAAACAAGCCGCCCAGAUCCUGGGCCAUGUCCAAUAG